Messenger RNA from Fragaria vesca subsp. vesca, 1076 nucleotides. RefSeq lists its product as uncharacterized. NCBI's taxonomy places the organism in Eukaryota, Viridiplantae, Streptophyta, Magnoliopsida, Rosales, Rosaceae. The transcript has 2 exons. The record is from RefSeq and is a predicted model, not a curated record. The coding region runs from base 54 to 833 and encodes 259 amino acids.
GAUUAGAGAAAAGAGACGGAGCGGAAGAAGAAGAAGAAGAAGAAAGAAAGAAGAUGCUGGCAGUAAAGCUGGUCCGUUCUCUGGUGUUGGGAGAAACCAUCAACAACAACCCUGUCGUUGACGACUCCUCCGACUCCGACCAAAACGACGUCGUGGUGGCCACCAAACCCAAAACCCCACUGCUCCUCUUCCUCCCAACCAAAGAGCUCGUCACCGACACCUACAGACUCGCCACCAUCGCCCGCGACAUGGGCUUCGACCUCCACCCAACCCCUUCUCUCUCCCACAUCCUCCUCUCCCACCCUCCGUCUUCUUCGCCUUCUUCCUCGCCGUCGACCUCGUUUCCUUCCACGUGGUCAUCCACAUCUCUCUCUUCCUCUUCCUCUCUCCCGGAGGCCACCGUCCCCCUCCCUUUCCCUUCCCUCAUCGGAGCUCCGGUGCCGCAUCUCCGCGCCUUCGUCAAGCUCUCCCGGGGCCUCUUCAAGCUCGUCUUCGCGCCGGCGGAGCUCAUAGACAGUGAAUCGGCGAGUGUUGAGAGCUACUGGGACUGCUGCUCCGGGUCGCUGUUUUCGCGGCUCGCCGGAGAUAGGAUUGGCACUAUGGAGGGGUUUUCGAGGGCCCUGGCCGGAGCUGGGUGGAGUCUUUUCAAGACUAGGGAGAAUGGCGGUGGGAGAUCGGUGUAUUUGUUCAGGAAGGUUGAUGUAAACAGGGUUCGGGAUGGGGAGUGUAGGAUAAGGGAGCUGAGGUUGCCUGCAUUGGAUUUUCGGAAUGCUCCUUUGCGGAUUUUGCAGUACAUUCUUCUUAUGACUGAUGAUAUGUUCUAUCUCGCAUGAAACCGUAAAAAUCGCUCCUGACCUUCACACAUAAUGCUGCUCAAUUGCUGUAUUCUCAUGUGAUGGUCACGGGCAUGAGCUGGUUAGAAGAAAUGCCUUAUAAUAUUCGUAUCAGUAUAAUAAGGGGGUGUCUAGAAUUCAACCCAUAGUAUUGCUCUUUCCUUACUUUAUAGCAUUCCCAAUCUUCGUCAUUCUUGUAUAGCCAGCAGGUGUGAUUUCAAUUCCUGGUCUUUCAGAUGUAUU